AUGGGUUAUCUUCUGGAACUUUUGUUGACAAAACUUCGUUACGCAGCUGGUGAAGGCAAUUCUGAAUCAAGUAGUGGAGAAAGUUCAGGUAUGAGCAGUUGUAACGCUGACCUUGUUCAUGGUCUGCAAAUUGUUGGGAUGAGUGCAACUAUGCCAAAUGCGACAGCAGUUGCUAAUUGGCUUCAGGUGAUAAAACACUAA
Prunus armeniaca (apricot) is the source of this 201-nucleotide messenger RNA. The record is from the annotation of a GenBank genome assembly. Lineage: Eukaryota; Viridiplantae; Streptophyta; Magnoliopsida; Rosales; Rosaceae.